CGCGCCGGAAGUCGCCUCUGCUUCCGCCAGGGUGCGCGGAAGUGUAUAGUGCGCAGGCACACGGGGCCGCGGACUAUGGCCACCUCCUCCGUGUCCAAGGGCUGUUUUGUGUUUAAACCAGACUUCAAAAAAAGAAAGAUCUCUGUGCCAAUAGAGGACUAUUUUAAUAAUGAGGAACUUGACUCAGAAGACAGUAAACUUCGAUUUGAAACAUAUCGCUUGCUAUGGCAACGGAUAAAAUCUGAAACAGAGCAAUUACAGGAGGGAUUAAAUGAAAAUCUGUUUGAUAACCUAGUUGACUUUCUGCAGAAGUCCCAUUCUGAACUUCAGAAAAAUUCAGGAAACUGGGGCUCUCAGAUGAGACUCAGAGAAAUUCCAACAGCUGCUCUUAUUCUUGGCGUGAACGUCACAGAUCAUGACGUGAUAUUCAGGAGUCUAACAGAGACCCUUCACAAUAAUGUCACACCGUAUGUUGUCUCCCUGCAAGCUAAGGAUUGUCCAGAUGUGAAACAUUUUUUACAGAAGUUGACCUCUGAGUUGAUAGACUGCUGUGUAGAUAGAAAUUCCAAGGAGGAGAAAAAUGACAAAGCCCUGAGGAGGACCAGUUAUUCCAUGGAUUCGCUUUCUAGUUGGUAUUCGACGGUUGCACAGAAGACAGGCCCCAAAAUGACAAGCAAAAAGAGAGCGACUUGUAGCCAAUGGCAGUCCCCUCCUGUGGUGCUUAUCUUAAAGAACAUGGAGAGUUUCAGCACAAAAGUACUGCAGGACUUCAUAAUUAUCAGCAGUCAGCAUCUGCAUGAGUUUCCUCUAAUUCUCAUUUUUGGGAUCGCCACAUCUCCUGUUAUUAUCCACCGACUGCUUCCUCAUUCAGUGUCAUCUCUGUUGUGUAUAGAACUGUUCCAGUCUCUGUCUUGCAAGGAACACCUGACAGUAGUUCUUGAUAAGCUGCUUCUUACCCCUCAGUUUCCCUUUAAAUUGAGUAAAAAGGCAUUACAAGUUCUGACCAACAUCUUUUUGUAUCAUGAUUUCUCAAUUCAAAACUUCAUCAAAGGACUUAAGCUUUCUCUACUAGAACAUUUUUAUUCUCAGCCCCUAAGUGUUCUGUGCUGUGAUCUCUCAGAAGCCAAAAAAAGAAUAAAUGUUUUCUCAGUCAAUCAAUGUGAAAAAAUCCGGCGCCUUCCUUCAUUUAGGAGGUACGUGGAAAAUCAACCUUUGGAAAAGCAAGUUGCACUGUUGACCAAUGAGACCUUUUUAAAGGAGGAAACGCAAUCAUUGUUGGAAGACCUGCAUGUUUACCAUAUCAAUUACUUCCUUGUUUUGAGAUGUCUUCAUAAUUUUACCUCUUCUCUUCCCAAGUACCCACUGGGUCGACAGAUUAGGGAGCUGUAUUGUACAUGUUUGGAAAAGAAGAUAUGGGAUUCGGAGGAGUACGAAUCAGCCUUGCAGUUGCUGAGAAUGCUGGCAAAGGACGAACUGAUGGGCAUACUUGAGCAGUGUGUUAAGGUUUUGAAUUCCUCUACUGAAAAGCAGCUUAGCAACACAGCACAGAAAAUAAAGGGCUUCCUGACCCAGUUUCAGAACCUUGAUGCAGAUAGCAAAGAGGAAGAGGAUGCUUGUGGUUCACAGCCAAAGGGGCUGCAGAAGACGGACCUGUACCACCUUCAGAAGUCCUUACUGGAAAUGAAAGAGCUAAGGAGAACAACUAAGAAGCCAACCAAGUUUGAAAUGCUCAGAGAAAAUGUUAUAAACUUCAUCGACAACCUGGUGAGAGACUACCUUCUGCCUCCCGAGGGCCAGCCUCUGCAUGAGGUAGUGUACUUCAGUGCUGCCAACACACUCCGAGAGCACUUAAAUGCUGCUCCAAGAAUCGCCCUCCACACUGCACUCAACAACCCUUACUAUUACCUAAAGAAUGAAGCAUUGAAAAGUGAGGAAGGCUGCAUUCCAAGUGUUGCCCCUGACAUCUGCAUAGCAUAUAAACUGCACCUGGAGUGUAGUCGGCUGAUUAACCUUGUCGACUGGUCAGAGGCUUUUGCAACAGUUGUGACAGCUGCUGAGAAAAUGGAUACAAAUUCUACAGUCUCCGAAGAAAUGAGUGAAAUCAUCCAUGCUCGAUUUAUUAGAGCUGUUUCUGAAUUAGAACUUUUAGGCUUUAUAAAACCUACGAAACAGAAGACUGACCAUGUUGCAAGGCUCACAUGGGGAGGCUGCUAAAAAGCAAAUGUGUGAAGACAAGAGUUCUGCAUCUAACUUAAGGCUAAAAGCAAUCUGGAAUAUUUAUAUAGUUGUAUCAAAAUGUUUUUGGAGUACUUCAAAAUCUAAGAAAUGCAUAAAGCCUUUAUACAUUGUCAGUAUACAUUA
This is a messenger RNA of Rattus norvegicus (Norway rat), 2361 nucleotides long. It is a transcript of the gene Orc3, whose product is annotated as origin recognition complex, subunit 3. Lineage: Eukaryota; Metazoa; Chordata; Mammalia; Rodentia; Muridae. Gene Ontology annotation, cellular component: nucleus; chromosome; nuclear origin of replication recognition complex. The record is from RefSeq and is a predicted model, not a curated record. Gene Ontology annotation, molecular function: DNA binding. Gene Ontology annotation, biological process: DNA replication.